AUUUCAGGGGUGCUCCACACCCACUGUGGGGCCUCCAGGACCCUGUCAGCUUCUCCACCUGUGCUUCUCAGAGAGCCGGGAUUGAUGGCUGCUCAUGGCAGGUAAGGCUCAGCAGGCUCCGUCAGAGCCCAGGGCACACUCAGGGUGAUGGACACCCGUACCCGGCUGUUCUCCCAGUCCAGCAGCGCCGUGGGGAUGCUCCCGAGCAGCACGACACAACUGGGGCACAGUUAAUAGGCACAUCCAUCAGUUCACCCACCGUGGAGACACGAGGGAAGCUCUGACAGCCGUGCUCCACCGUGCCUCUCCCUGCUGCCCUUCACUCCGGGCUGCCAAGCGCCGGCGCAUCCCAAUUCCUCACACAAGCACGGUCUGGCCACACACUGCCCCAGGGCACUGUCACCACCUCUUUCCACCUUCCAGCCCUGCCUUGCCCCCUCCCAGCCCCCUACUGCUCAGCCCAUCGCUGUUCCCAGCAGCAGUGCCAGUGGGAUGAGCUCUCCCGGUGUCCCUGCCCCUGCCCGCCCGGACACCGCGCCCUGGGCACCUCAGAGUGGGGUCAGCGCUGCGGAAAACUUCCAGCUUCCCACGGCACCUCUCCCUCCCUGAGGAAGGGCACCCAAAUCACCUCCAGCGUCCUGCUGACAGUGCUGCAGCUCUGGGCUGCUGCCGGGGGGUGCAGCCAAUCGAUCCCUGGCCCGUGGCAGGGAACAACUUUGCCGUGCAGGGAGGAGCAGCUCCCCGGAGGAGGACGUGGGGUUAUCCUCACCCAGCCUCUGGGGGUCAAAUGCAGCCGUAGGCAGAGGGGAUGGGGGACCCCUUGGCACUUGCGGGGUGCUUGUUAGAAUGAUGCUGGCAGAACCCUUGAGGAGAGCAGAGGAUCACAGAGGAGACCCCGUGGGACACAACAAAGGUUUGCACAUCUUUGCCAUCGCCUUCGCCUUGGAGGUGUCGGUGGGGAAGACCAGCACGGUGAUGGCUCUGAAUAACUCCAAUAUCCUGCUGCCCUGUACCUUCACCACCUGCAUAGGCUUCCAGGACCUGGUCUUCACAUGGUAUUUCAACUCAACAGAGCUGAUUUACCACGGCAAGAUAAAGAACAAAGCCACGGAGCCCACCCUCAUCUGGCACAACCCGCGGGUGGAGUUUGUCGGCUCCACCACCAAGAAGGACAACAACAUCUCCAUCGUGCUGAACAACGUGGAGUUCAGCGAUGCUGGCAAGUACACCUGCCAUGUCAAGAACCCCAAGGAGAGGAACGCCCAGCACAACGCCACCAUCAUCCUCACUGUGGUCCAUAAGAUGGUGGAGACAGACAACACUGUGACAGUCAUCAUCGUGAGCGUGGUGGGGGGGCUCAUCGGCCUCCUCAUCCUCUUCAUGCUCAUCAAGAGGGUGGUCCUGUUCAUCAUCAAGAAGACGCAGGACGGGAAGAAGGAGUGUCUGGUGAGCUCGUCAGGGAACGACAACACCGAGAACGGCCUGGCCGGCUCCAAGGCGGAACAAAAAGCACCACCAAAGGCAUGAGCGAAGCAGCGGCGCCCCGCGCCCGCCCCGCUCCGCCGCGGGAGCCCGGGCACGGGACGAGCCUUCCCCUUUUGUUUUCUUUCCGAACUGCCAGCGCUUGAGACAUGUUUCUAUUACACACGUGCCUGCAACCUGCACUGCUUCUCGGAGAAGGCUGCGGCUGCCGGGGGGACUGGGAGCUUGUCGCGGACUCGGGCUGGGAGGCUGCUGGGGCGGAGGGAGCCGCCGGCUGCGCUCUGAGCGCGGUGCCGGGCAGGCAGGGCAGGGGGCCGGCUGUGGGCACCGGGGGGCCCGCUGGGGCGUGGGGUGGCACGCUGGGUGCUGAGCUGAGGUGGCUGGGAGCUGCCUGCUGCAUCCAGGAGGUUUCUGGAGCGGGGCAGGGAUGCUCAGAGCUGGCCGUGCAGAUGGAGUGGCGCAGGAGGACGGGAGGAAGCAGGGUUGUGAUAAGCACACUGGAGAACCAAAUCAGUGACAGGCCCCUGGCUGUGCCUCGGUCCCCAGCAGGGCUGGGGGGGCUGGCCCAGGGUCACUGCUGGCCCGGGAUGGGGUGAGGUGCCACAUUUCACCCUGGCUUUGUCCCCGCGCAUCCCUGGGAGCGGGGGCGCUUCUCCCCUGCAGCCAUCCCGGGAGCGCUCCCUGGCUUUGUGCUGCCCCCUCCCCUCUCUCCGGAGCUCGGCACUCGCAGCAGCGAUGCUUUUGAUGCUGGUGCCAAGGCUGAACUCGCUACGCGGAUGUUUUUGUACGAGAUUCCAGGGGGAAAGCAGCCAAUUGCGUUUCCCUUUCGCCGUGGCUUCCAUGUCCACGCAGGGAGGGAGCACAGCCGAGCCCUGGCGAGGGGAGCCGGGCCAGGGCUGUGCCCGCUGGGCAACCCUGGGCAAGUUGCUCUGCCUCUCCAUGCCUCAGUUUCCCCAUCUGUAAAAUGGGAAUAAUAAUACUGCUCUACCUCACGGGGUGGGGGUGAGGUUUCCUUGGCUAUGGUGAAGUGUUCUGGGAUGAGGGGAGCUGCAGAAAGCCAGGGGGUCUUUGUGAGUGGACUCACAAGGAUGUGGAGACACAAAGUGUCUAUGAGCGACAAUUCCUUUAAAUUGUGAUUUGUUCCCUGUUUCUGCAAUUUGUGGGUGUGUGACAGUGAAGCUGCAGGACAGGCAGGUCCCCUGUCCCCACAGUAAACUGGGAUUCACAGCUGAGCCAUGACUUGCUGUGAGGACUUGUGCCCUGGCAGAGGUGCUGGAGUGGGAGGUAGGCGAGGAUUUGGAGGCCAAGGUGAACAAGGAAAGGCUGGGUGCUACUUUCUCUGGAGAUGCUGGUGCACAGUGGGCUGGUCACCCCCGGCUGGGCUCGGGGCACCCAUUGGAGCAGGGCCGUGUGCUCGGGACAGGGGACAGGUACUGGCACCUGGCCCCAGGCAGGUUCCCUUGGCUGUUGAUAGGACAGGCAAGUGGGAAACAGGAUCCUGAUCUUUUCUCUGAGGCUCUGGGGACCUCUGACCAAUCAUUUGACCUCUCUGUGCUCUGGUGUCCCCAUCUGUGAGCUGGGGCCGGUGAGGCUGAGCUGCCUCUCAGGAGGUGUGAGGUGCCCUGCACGGCUCUGCCACAGUCCCGGGGUGGAAGGCACGCUGGUGCCAGGUGUUGUGACACGCCACUGCCACUUGUGAGAGCCCGGGAGGAGGGUGAGACCUCCCAGUCACCCCGAGAGACCCCCGGCCCGUCCUUGGAGGAGCCCUCCCGCGGGGGAGGACAGCGAGGCGAGGAAGGGAGUUUUUUAAAGAACUAUUUUUAGCUGUCCUAACCUGUUGGCCUUUUUUAGCCGGCGAGUGGACGCAGCUCCACUUCCCGCCGGGUAUGCAAUGCUGCACUAUGCAUGGAUUACUCCUCUGGCUUGAUGGGAAAAGUCCACAUAAGCAGUUUUAGGAACGUAACUCCAUGUGCACACGGGUGCUCCGGGGGAGCGGGCUGCCUCGGGGGCUUGUGCCAGCUCCGCUGGGGUCCCUGCUGCCCCCGGGGCUUUGGGGGGGCUGCAGAGGCUUUCCGGGGCGUUUUGGGGAGGGGGCCCCCCCGGGGGAGUGUGCUGCCACAGACACGUGUGUGUCCAAGCAAAUGUAAAUCUGCGUGGGAGGAACCCGCGUGUAAGCACAGGGUGUGUGUGCCGGGCUGUGUGACGACUUACAGCACAUCUUUGCACUGUAGAGGUUUAGUUAGCUUUGCCUUGAAUGAAAUAAAGUUUACGUU
This is a messenger RNA of Poecile atricapillus (Black-capped chickadee), 3755 nucleotides long. RefSeq names its product sodium voltage-gated channel beta subunit 4 (gene SCN4B). NCBI's taxonomy places the organism in Eukaryota, Metazoa, Chordata, Aves, Passeriformes, Paridae. The coding region runs from base 847 to 1527 and encodes 226 amino acids. Gene Ontology annotation, biological process: regulation of sodium ion transmembrane transporter activity; regulation of ventricular cardiac muscle cell membrane repolarization; cardiac muscle cell action potential involved in contraction. The record is from RefSeq and is a predicted model, not a curated record. Gene Ontology annotation, cellular component: voltage-gated sodium channel complex; membrane. The transcript has 5 exons. Gene Ontology annotation, molecular function: transmembrane transporter binding; sodium channel regulator activity.